AUGCGGCAAUCGUUGGACUGGGCACUUACUGAAGUUGUGACCACUGAGGAGUCGUGCAUUGCUUCGAAUCUCCUCACUCUCGUCUCUGCCUCCCGGUGGUCAGGCCACUCCCAAUUUCGCGAGAUGUUGGUGAAGAUAUUGGGUGCACUGUCGAUGGGAAUGGAUUGGCGAGGUCACUAUAAUGAUGUCAUUAGCAACGCUGUUGUUUGGUGGACAGUGGCCCCACCAUCUACACGGGCGCCCCACUGCAAUGCAGCAGACGAAACGGAAUUUAACAACAUGCGAUCGCAAUCCACUCUGGCCUGCUUCCUCAUCCUCCUCCUAGCCCUCACCUCAUAUCAAGUCGCUUCCCUCAUGGCGCCGGACAGCCAGACUGCAAAGCAGUUGGAGGAGGAUUUGUUCGACACAGCGGACUUGGUGGAUGGGGAGGAGGCACUCGAUGACAUGGAGACAGAAUACAUAGGCCCAGUUGACGAAGCUGACACAUCCGACAGUCAGGAUGAAGUUCUUGUGCCGGCAGGGUGGCGUCGCUUCCGACGAAUGCUUAGCCGUGCUUUGCGAAGAGUGCGUGAUAAGUUUCGGAAGCUGUUUCUAGAGCCAUGGAGAGUAUGUCUUGGAAGGUGCAAACACCGUCGUAAACCACCUGUUCCUCUCACUCUUUAA
Hydatigera taeniaeformis is the source of this 663-nucleotide messenger RNA. The record is from the annotation of a GenBank genome assembly. NCBI's taxonomy places the organism in Eukaryota, Metazoa, Platyhelminthes, Cestoda, Cyclophyllidea, Taeniidae.